Messenger RNA from Momordica charantia (bitter melon), 1151 nucleotides. Its product is annotated as peroxidase 39-like. Lineage: Eukaryota; Viridiplantae; Streptophyta; Magnoliopsida; Cucurbitales; Cucurbitaceae. Gene Ontology annotation, biological process: hydrogen peroxide catabolic process; response to oxidative stress. Gene Ontology annotation, molecular function: peroxidase activity; heme binding. The record is from RefSeq and is a predicted model, not a curated record.
CUUUAAGCUUCUCUUGGAAGAUCAUAAUUUUAGAAAACAACACAAUGGAGCUUAUGAUCUUUCGUGGUCUUGUCUUUCUAGUCGUAUGUGUUUUAGGACUUUCGAGCUCGUGCCAGGCUCAGCUGGAGCUCGGGUUUUAUUCAAAAACCUGCCCUCACGCUGAGAAAAUUGUAUAUGAUUUCGUUAGCCACCACAUUCCCAAUGCUCCCUCUUUGGCCGCUGCUUUCAUUAGAAUGCACUUCCACGACUGCUUUGUUCGGGGUUGCGAUGCUUCUGUGCUUUUGAACUCGAGCGCCAACAGCCAAAGCGAGAAGGCGUCUCCGCCGAAUCUGACGCUGAGAGGAUUUGACUUCAUCGAUAAAAUUAAGAGUCUUCUGGAAGCCGAGUGUCCAGGAAUUGUCUCUUGUGCUGACAUUCUUACUUUGGUUGCAAGAGACUCUAUCGCUACCAUUGGCGGUCCAUUUUGGAGGGUUCCAACGGGGAGAAGAGACGGUGUGAUCUCGAGAUCAUCGGAAGCAUUGGCGAGCAUUCCCCCGCCGUUCGGGAACUUAUCAACUCUCCAGACACUUUUCGCGAACCAGGGGAUGGAUCUGAAAGACCUAGUUUUACUCUCGGGCGCUCACACGAUCGGGAUAUCCCACUGCUCGUCGUUCACAAGGCGGCUGUACAACUUCACGGGCGCGGGGGACCAGGACCCGUCGCUGGACAGCGAGUACGCGGCGAAUUUGAAGGCCAAGAAGUGCAGAAGCAUAAACGCGAACGGGAUCGUGGAAAUGGACCCGGGGAGUUUCAGGACGUUCGAUCUGGGCUACUACUCGCAGGUGCUGAAGCGGAGGGGGCUGUUCCAGUCCGACGCCGCGCUCACCACCAGCCCCGUCACCAAGGCCUUCGUGGCUCAGCUGCUCAACGGCUCGCUCGAGAAUUUCUUUGCGGAGUUUGGUUUGGCCAUGGAAAAGAUGGGCCGGAUCGGGGUUAAGACCGGGGCCCAGGGCCAGAUUCGGAAGCACUGCGCUCUCGUCAACGCCUGAGGCUGAAACUUAAUUUUAUUUCUUCAGUUUUAUUGCGAAUAUAUUUCUAUUUGUACCCUACGUGCUUUUAUCUUGAUUAAAAUCAGUAUUAUUUUAAUAAAAUGACAAUUUUUAUUUGAGAUA